Molecule: messenger RNA, 3765 nt
Organism: Saccostrea cuccullata (small rock oyster)
Lineage: Eukaryota; Metazoa; Mollusca; Bivalvia; Ostreida; Ostreidae
Exons: 1
Coding region: 1-3765 (1254 amino acids)
Biological process (GO): DNA integration
Molecular function (GO): nucleic acid binding
Source: RefSeq, a predicted model, not a curated record
AUGACAUCAGGAAGAAGGGGAACAGGUUACAUUGUCGAAUCAUUGGAUGGAUCCACUGUCUUGAAACUCCCUACUCUGGUUGAGUGUUCUGACAUACCUAACAAUAGGGAUGAGAUCCCAUCCCCAGAAGUUGCGUUACAAUAUCAAUAUCUACAUGAUAUUGCACCUUUCAUUUUACCAGUGAAUGAAGAUGUAGAGAUAGAACUUUUGAUUGGCCGAGACCUUAUCAUGGCGCAUCAUGUGCUUGAUCAGCGGAUCAGCGUCGACCAUUCACCUUACGCACAAAGAUUACCUUUAGGAUGGGUUAUCCUAGGUCCCGUAUGCCUUGGUAACGCACACCUUACUGACUCUGUGAAUGUGAAGAAGACCUUCAUCCUACCAAACGGGAGACCAUCACUAUUGGAGCCUUGUGAGAGCAAGUUAAGCUUAAAGGAAGACCCGUUUUUGAGAACGAGCCAGGACGAGAAGCUCGGACUGUCUAUUGAAGACAAAGCAUUCUUACAGAUCAUGGAUUCAGGCUUCAAGAAAGAUACAGAUGGCCACUGGACUGCUCCUCUUCCUUUCAGAGAGGACAGACCUCGUCUACCGGACAACAGAGACCAUGCCUUGAGGAGAGCCAAGACCUUGGAUCUCGGUCUUCUUCGUAACCCUCUCAAGCGUGAGCAUGUCCAAGAAUUCAUGAGAAAGAUAUUUGAUAGAGGUCAUGCAGAAUUAGCUCCACACUUACCUGCAGGAAAUGAGAGAUGGUACUUACCCAUGUUCGGGGUAUACCACCCCAAGAAACCAGAAGCUAUCAGAAUGGUUUUUGAUUCGUCAGCAAAACAUGAAGGGGUGGCUCUCAAUGACGUGUUACUCAAGGGGCCUGAUAGCUCAAACAGUCUCCAGGGAAUCUUAAUGCGCUUUCGAAAGGAUAAAAUUGCAAUAACUGCCGAUGUAGAACAGAUGUUCCAUAAUUUCAGGGUUUGUGAGCCACACAGAGACUAUCUGAGAUUCAUAUGGCAUGAGGAAAACAAUGUAGAAAAACCCCUAACUGAUUACAGGAUGACGGUGCACGUCUUUGGCAACAGUCCGUCUCCUGCCGUUGCCACGUACGGACUCCGCAAAUCAGUCACCAAUGCAGAUGAUGACGUCAGAAGUUUUGUUAACCGGAACUUCUACGUGGAUGAUGGGCUCAUCAGUUGUCCUUCGGAGAUAGAAGCCGUGAACCUGUUCAAGAGAACUCAAGAAUCCCUGAUGAGUGGUGGGCAUCUUAGACUCCACAAGGUAGCCUCUAACUCAAAGGCUGUUCUGCAGAUGUGUGACUCAGAUGAUCUGGCAAAGGAUCUCAAAGAUUUAGACUUAGGACAGGAUACUCUUCCAGUGCAGAGGAGUCUUGGUGUGUCUUGGGACAUUGAAUCAGACAACAUUGUGUUCCGUGUAUCUACUGACCAAAGACCAUUCACCCGUCGAGGAGUCUUGUCCGUAAUUAACAGUCUUUAUGACCCGUUGGGAUUCACAGCACCAGUUACACUCCAAGGCAAACUCCUUCUUCGAGAAAUGAUGUCAUCCUUCUCGGGCCCGUUAGAUUGGGACGAACCCUUGCAGCCUACUUUCCAAAGGCGUUGGCAAGACUGGGUCAUCUCACUUCAACAGCUUGAGCUACUAAAGAUUCCUAGGAUGUAUUGCAAGUUAUCUGUUACUUUUUCCUCCAAGUGUGAAGUUCACAUCUGUUCAGAUGCGUCCAAAGAAGCUAUAGCUGCCGUAGCAUACCUUAAAGUCUUCACUGAAAGUGGUUCACAUGAUUCGGGAUUCCUAUUGGGAAAAGGAAAGGUAGUCCCAGUACACGGCCAUACCAUACCUCGCCUUGAGCUCUGCGCUGCAGUCAUGGCAGUAGAUCUAGCGGAAACCAUCAAUGAGCAAAUGGACAUUGACAGAGAAGCCUUUCAUUUCUACACGGACAGUCGCAUCGUCUUAGGGUAUAUUUCAAAUGACAGUAGACGUUUUCAUGUGUACGUAGCUAACAGAGUUGGUAGAAUUCGAUCCUUCAGUAAACCUUGCCAGUGGAACCAUAUUCCGACUGACUGUAACCCAGCGGACUUGGCAACUCGAGAGUUUCAUGCUAGUGAUUUACCGUAUAGCAUGUGGAUUCAUGGACCUUCUUUUCUUAAAGAGGAUCAUGUUAGUGAUGAAGACUCAGAGAACAGAUCUGAAGGGUUUCCUCUCAUUGAUACAGAAGAGGACAAAGAAGUGAAGAAGGAAGAUGUAAUGUGCAUGAAGACUACGGUAGAACAGACUUUAGAUUGGGAGAGGUUCUCAAGGUUUUCAAGUUGGAAACAUUUAGUAAGAGCAGUCAUGAACGUAAAGAGACUUGCGAGAAAGUACAAGAAAUCUAAGACUGAAGUAUCUGUCUCAAUGGCUGAGAUUGUCAUCAUCAGAAAGGUUCAGAGCAUGAUAUUUCCAGAAGAGAUUGCGGCAAUCACGGAGGGGAGAAGCCCACCACUUCCGUUGAAACCAAUCUUAGAUGAACAUGGAGUAUUACGUGUAGGAGGGCGGAUUCAAAGGAUGAGAGGUAAAAAACAGAAUGACUACACAAAGGCCAUCACCUGUCACCCUAAAAUAAUUCCAAAGGGACACCAGAUUGCACUUCUACUUGUUCGUCACUACCAUGCUUCCAUACACCAUCAAGGACGUCAUCUCACAGAAGGGGCAAUUAGGUCAGCAGGAUAUUGGAUUAUAGGAGGGAAGAGACUCGUCUCCACUGUCAUACGGGAUUGCGUAACUUGUAAGAAGCUCAGAGGACAGACUGGUUGGUGUCAGAUGGCAGAUCUUCCCAUUGACAGGAUGGAACCAGGCCCUCCCUUCACUUUCGUAGGAAUUGACACAUUCGGUCCAUGGCCUAUAGUCUUCCGCAGAACGAGGGGUGGCCAAAGCAAUCAAAAUCGAUGGGCCAUCAUGUUCACUUGUUUGGUCUCAAGAGCGGUACAUGUAGAACUUGUGGAGGAACUCAGUAGCUCUUCAUUUAUAAACGCAUUGAGGAGAUUUGUAGCUGUCCGGGGGCCAGUGAAGCAGUAUCGGUCUGAUAGAGGCACAAACUUUGUGGGUGCGGCAAAGGAACUUAACAUUGACGCCCAUUUUGUAGAAUCUGGAGAAGUCGGACAGUACUUAGCUGAGAAUGGAGCUUCUUGGUUGUUCAACCCUCCCCAUGCAUCUCACUUCGGUGGUGCAUGGGAGAGAAUGAUUGGUGCGUGCCGGAAGAUCUUGGAUGCCAUGCUACUACAAAACAAACAUGACCUUACCCAUGAAGUAUUGUCAACACUUAUGCUAGAGGUAUGUGCCAUCUUGAAUGCACGUCCAUUGGUGCCGGUUUCAUCAGACCCAGAGGAACCUGAAGUUCUCUCACCUUCGCUGUUACUUACUCAAAAACCGUCAUCAUGGGACCCUCAACUACCAGAGUUUGAGCUUAAGGACGCAUUGAAAAGCCAAUGGAAGUUUGUUCAGCAUCUUGCGGAUGAGUUCUGGACCCGAUGGAGUUCAGAUUACUUACAAAAUCUUCAGAAGCGACAGAAGUGGGAAUCAGGAGGUGUAACAUUCAGUGUUGGGGACAUAGUUCUCAUGAAGGAGAGUGUUCUGUCAAGGAACCGAUGGCCGCUUGGUAUCAUUGAAGAGACAUUUCCCAGUGAUGACAGUUUCGUUCGCAAAGUGAAAGUUGUUGUGAUACGGGAUGGUAAACGAACACCCUAUGUGAGACCAAUAUCUCAACUGAUCCAUCUGAUUGAAGUAAAGUGA